This is a messenger RNA of Knipowitschia caucasica, 342 nucleotides long. Lineage: Eukaryota; Metazoa; Chordata; Actinopteri; Gobiiformes; Gobiidae. The record is from the annotation of a GenBank genome assembly.
AUGCCAGAGGAUGCUAGGGGUAUCGAGUGGGUGAGCCUGACCAGCUUCUUGUCCUUUGCGACCUCUUCCCCGAACAACAUGGGACUGGUGCGAAAUGAGCUGCAGCAUGUGGACCUGCCCACAGGCAGGUGCUUUUCUUUCCGGGGGGAAAGGGGCAACGACGAGCCCCCCAUCGAGAUGAUUAAAGUGUCUCAUCUCAAACAAUACCUGGUGGUGGUGUUUCGGGACAAACCUCUGGAACUUUGGGACGUUCGCACUGGGACACUUCUGAGGGAAAUGGCCAAGAACUUCCCUACUGUCACUGCUCUGGUAAAGUCACGCAAACUACCGUAUUUAGUAUAA